Molecule: messenger RNA, 2076 nt
Organism: Teleopsis dalmanni
Lineage: Eukaryota; Metazoa; Arthropoda; Insecta; Diptera; Diopsidae
Product: octopamine receptor beta-1R-like
Exons: 7
Coding region: 425-1981 (518 amino acids)
Biological process (GO): adenylate cyclase-activating adrenergic receptor signaling pathway
Cellular component (GO): membrane
Molecular function (GO): adrenergic receptor activity; octopamine receptor activity
Source: RefSeq, a predicted model, not a curated record
AAUGCGAUUGACUAUGACAACAAAUGACAACAGAAUAACUUUUAUUACCUAUACAAUAAGGUUGCUGUUACUCCUUCUCCGAUACAGCAACAAGUAAGUGACUAACACUGCUACAAUUGCCUAGCCUACCACCGAUGGAUAUACCACAAAUCCCAAAAAUGAAUUUCCCUGCUAAUUACACAAUAGUAAAUCCAUUUAGUGUGAAACCAAACAGUAAUUGUGCAUAAAUACUCACAUUGCAACAAUAAAACUGCUACUAUCAUCCCAUUGUCAACAUACCCACCAUCACCAUCACCAUCACCACCGUUACCACCAUCGCCAUCACCACCACCAACAACAUUAACAUCAACAACAAUAGCGAGGAAACGAAAGCAAAAAGCAAAAACAACAGUAAAUAAGAGUUGCCACAAGUUUAUUAUUAAAUAUGACACCUAUGGUUACAACAAUAAAAGCAGCACCGUCAGUAUUACCGCUCGAAACAGUAACAGUAACAGCAGCCACGGCAGCAACAACAAAAACUACGACUACAACAAUAAAUUUAAUAACAACAAUGAGCACAAAUGCUGCCACCACAUUCUACGCUUCCAGCAUAACAGCACCACCACCAGCGCCGUCAACUGCACAGCAUCAUCCGCUACAACAACACAAUCAAUUUAUGCUCAUUAAUGAGGAGGCUAAAGCAACAAAAUAUUUAAAUUUCGUUGUCGAUAGCUUAAUGGAUGCGAGUGGUACGCCAAUUGGUGGUGUGGGUGGAAUUAGUGGGGGCAUUAGUAGCAACCUCGAAGGCAGCGGUGGUAGCGGUUUGAGCGUUGGUACAUUGGGCAGCAGUCAAUCAGUUCCUAUGGAUGCGCUGAAUGAUUCACACUUAACAUUUGUCAUUGUCAAAUGUUUCAUUAUUGGUUUCAUCAUACUCGCCGCCAUACUCGGUAAUAUGCUUGUGAUUGUGUCGGUUAUGCAGCAUAGAAAAUUGCGCAUCAUCACAAAUUACUUUGUUGUCUCAUUGGCCGUUGCUGAUAUGUUGGUAGCAUUGUGUGCGAUGACAUUCAAUGCUUCCGUUGAAAUAUCUGGAAAAUGGAUGUUUGGUACGGUGAUGUGCGAUAUGUGGAACAGCUUCGAUGUGUAUUUCUCUACGGCAAGCAUAAUGCAUUUGUGUUGCAUAUCGGUUGAUAGAUACUAUGCCAUCGUACAACCUUUGGACUAUCCUUUAAUAAUGACGCACAGGCGGGUCUUCUUCAUGCUGCUGAUGGUAUGGCUGUCGCCAGCACUACUCUCCUUUCUGCCAAUUUGCUCCGGUUGGUAUACGACAACCGAGAAUUGGAGAUAUCUAAAAUCGAAUCCACAUGUCUGUGAAUUUAAAGUGAACAAAGCCUACGCCAUUGUCAGUUCGUCCAUGAGUUUCUGGAUUCCAGGCAUUGUCAUGCUAUCCAUGUAUUAUCGCAUUUAUCUUGAGGCGGACAGACAGGAACGCUUAGUGUACAGGUCGAAAGUUGCUGCUUUAUUGCUAGACAAGCAUUUACAGAUAAGCCAAAUACCCAAACCACGUCCAAGUAUACAAGUCGAACAGUCGACCAUCUCAACCAUGAGACGGGAACGUAAAGCCGCACGUACCCUAGGCAUAAUAAUGAGCGCGUUUUUGCUCUGUUGGCUGCCAUUUUUCUUGUGGUACAUCACUUCCACCCUCUGCGAUACUUGCACAACGCCACGCAUCGUCGUCGGAAUUCUCUUCUGGAUUGGAUACUUUAAUUCGGCUUUAAAUCCCAUAAUUUAUGCCUACUUCAAUAGGGAUUUUCGAGCCGCUUUCAAAAAAACAUUAAAGUCUUGUUGUCCUUAUGCUUUGUUACACUGUCGCGUUAGCGGAGCAGCUGAUUUACCGCCAUAUGUGAACUCAACAGCUUCCUCCGAAAUCCAUAUGAACAUCCUCAGAAGUCGUCAAUAUGCAACUUCCUCCUCCAAUCAAUUGCAAACUUUGUAUCAAAACUGAAACGGUACGAGUACAAGUACAAGUACACACAGUCACAUGCGCUUAAAUAUCAGAUAUAUAUGAAAAACAAAAAAUAAAUAAAAAAAUAAUAAGCA